Messenger RNA from Lepus europaeus (European hare), 942 nucleotides. Its product is annotated as olfactory receptor 11H2-like. Gene Ontology annotation, biological process: G protein-coupled receptor signaling pathway. Gene Ontology annotation, molecular function: G protein-coupled receptor activity; olfactory receptor activity. Bases 1 to 942 code for a protein of 313 amino acids. Gene Ontology annotation, cellular component: membrane. NCBI's taxonomy places the organism in Eukaryota, Metazoa, Chordata, Mammalia, Lagomorpha, Leporidae. The record is from RefSeq and is a predicted model, not a curated record. The transcript has a single exon.
AUGAAUGUCUCUGAACCAGGUUCCAGCAUUGCUUUUGUAAGAGAAUUUAUACUCCAAGGUUUCUCUUGUGAGUGGAAGAUUCAGAUCCUCCUCUUCUCACUCUUCACGACAAUAUAUGCUCUGACCAUAACAGGGAAUGGGGCCAUUGUUUGUGCCCUGUGGUGUGACCGGAGACUCCACACCCCCAUGUACGUGUUCCUGAGGAAUUUCUCCUUUCUGGAAAUGUGGUAUGUCUCUUCUACAGUGCCCAAGAUGUUGAACAACUUUCUCUCAGAAAAAAAAAGAAUCUCCUUCUCUGGAUGUUUUCUCCAAUUUUACUUCUUUUUCUCUUUGGGUACAUCUGAAUGCUUUCUUUUGACUGUCAUGGCCUUUGACAGGUUCCUUGCUAUCUGUCGCCCCUUGCACUACCCUAAUACCAUGACUCUACAUCUCUGUACUAAACUGGUCAUUAUCUGCUGGGUUUGUGGAUUUGUUUGGUUCCUGAUCCCCAUUGUUCUCAUCUCCCAGCUGCCCUUCUGUGGACCCAACAUUAUUGAUCAUGUUGUGUGUGACCCAGGGCCACUAUUUGCAUUGGCAUGUGCCUCUGCCCCAAAAACACAGCUGCUUUGCUACACUCUAAGCUCAUUAGUUAUCUUUGGUAACUUCUUCUUUAUUCUUGGGUCUUAUACUCUUGUCUUAAUCGCUGUGUUGCGUAUGCCUUCAGCCACUGGGAGACACAAGGCUUUCUCCACCUGUGGGUCUCAUUUGGCUGUGGUAUCUCUGUUCUAUGGUUCUUUGAUGGUCAUGUAUGUGAGCCCAGGACUCGGACAUUCUGCUGGGAUGCAAAAAGUUGCAACUCUCCUCUAUGCUAUGGUGACCCCACUCUUCAACCCUCUCAUCUACAGCCUCCGUAAUAAAGAGAUAAAGACAGCACUAAGGAAAGUUCUGAGACUCCCAACAUAA